Messenger RNA from Ricinus communis (castor bean), 2877 nucleotides. RefSeq names its product L-type lectin-domain containing receptor kinase IX.1. Bases 250 to 2511 code for a protein of 753 amino acids. Gene Ontology annotation, molecular function: ATP binding; carbohydrate binding; protein kinase activity. The record is from RefSeq and is a predicted model, not a curated record. Gene Ontology annotation, cellular component: plasma membrane. The transcript has a single exon. NCBI's taxonomy places the organism in Eukaryota, Viridiplantae, Streptophyta, Magnoliopsida, Malpighiales, Euphorbiaceae. Gene Ontology annotation, biological process: protein phosphorylation.
UGGAUCUAGCCAACAAGUUCAGACCAAAUUGCAUCUUAUACCACUUAUUGGCUAUUAGUUAAAUCAUUGUUGUUAGACUACUUAUAAAUAUAGUAAAUUUGAAUACAUCAAAUAAGUAAUAUAAUAUCUUCAAUAUUUAAAUCAUAAAAUAUUUAAAAAUAAUUGGUAAAUGAAUUAUGUUUCCAUCAUAGCAAUGUUUUUUUUUUUUUUUGUAAUUGGAGAAUAAUUUUCCAUUGAUUUUUCUUUUCCAUGGAAUUAUACAUGCCAUUGAUGUUCCAACGAUUUCAUGUUCACUUAAACAGAGACAUCCUUCAGACUUGCCACAUCUGUAGCUGUCAAAUCUUUCUCCGAGCUAUGGCCUUCAGCAAGUUCAACAAAACUCGCAGCCAUUCACCAGGACAGCUAUCUCUUCUUAUGGUGGCGGUGGUGAUCUUAUUCAUCUGCUUCAAAGUGCCUUCUGUCACUUCCCUGAGUUUUGAUUUUCCCAGUUUCAAUCAGAAUGAUCGCAAUAUACGUUACGCAGGAAAUGCCUCUGUCACUAGCCAGGAAAUCUCCCUCACAACAAACCAGAGAGAGAAGGAUAUGUCUGCCAGCAUGGGUCGUAUCAUCUAUGCUAGCCCUUUAUACCUUUGGGACAAGGAGUCCAAAAACCUCACCAACUUCUUUACCAAUUUUUCCUUCACUAUUGAUUCUUUAAACAGUACCAACUACGGAGAUGGGAUGGCUUUCUUCCUUGCACCAACUGAUUUCCCAUUUCCGGACAUGGCCGGUGGCGGUUUUGGUCUUUCUAAAGACAACGAAACGUCUGCAUAUCCAUUUGUUGCAGUCGAAUUUGAUACUUACGGAAACAAAGGUUGGGAUCCACCUUUUGAUAGUGGUAAUGGCGAACAUGUAGGUAUCGAUAUCAACUUGACGGUAUCUAAGAAUCAUACUAAGUGGUACACUGAUAUAGAGGAUGGUAGAAGAAAUGAUGCUUCAAUUAGCUACGACUCUAGUUCGAAAGUUUUAAGCGUUACAUUCACCAGCUUUAAUUCCAGUAGCAAUGAGAUGUUCGAGCAAAAUCUUUCUUAUCAAGUUGAUCUAAGGGACUGUUUGCCUGAAUGGGUUGCAAUUGGUUUCUCAGCUACCACAGGAGCAUCAUUUGAGAUGCAUACUCUUCACUCAUGGUAUUUCACUUCCGACUUGCAAUUCAUUGACAAGCCAAUACCGCCAACAGUCAGUGCCCCAAUGAUUGAGGAGGUUCCACCAACAAAGAGAUCAAAGAAAGAGGUGGGACUUGUGGUUGGGUUAAGUGUAUCUGGAUUUGUAAUCUUUAUUAGUCUAAUUUGCCUUUUCAUGUGGAAAAGAAGCAGAGGAGAGACAAAUGUUGAUGAUGAAGAAGUUGUUGAUCAUUUUGAUAUGUCAAUGGAUGAAGAUUUUGAAAAGGGUACUGGGCCAAGAAAGUUUUCCUACAACGACUUGGUUAGGGCCACAAAUAACUUUUCGGAGCAAGAAAAACUUGGGGAGGGAGGUUUUGGUGCAGUGUAUAAAGGAUUCUUGAGGGAAUUCAUGAACUCCUAUGUAGCGGUGAAGAGAAUAUCAAAAGGUUCCAAACAAGGAAUGAAGGAGUAUGCAUCGGAAGUUAAGAUCAUUAGUAGAUUGAGGCACAGGAAUUUAGUCCAACUCAUAGGUUGGUGCCACGAAGAAAAGAAACUCUUACUUGUUUAUGAGUUCAUGCCUAAUGGAAGCUUGGAUUCCCAUCUUUUUAAACAAGACAGCUUGUUGACAUGGGAUAUAAGGUACAAAAUUGCUCAAGGAUUGGCUUCAGGGUUGCUGUAUUUACAAGAAGAAUGGGAGCAAUGUGUAUUGCAUAGAGAUAUAAAGUCCAGCAAUAUCAUGUUAGAUUCAAAUUUUAAUGCCAAACUUGGUGAUUUUGGUUUGGCAAGACUAGUAGAUCAUGGCAAAGGUCCAGAAACCACAAUUUUGGCUGGGACAAUGGGCUACAUGGCUCCAGAAUGUGCCAUUACAGGCAAGGCUAGCAGGGAAUCAGAUGUCUAUAGUUUUGGUGUUGUCGCUUUGGAAAUAGCUUGCGGAAGAAAACCCAUCAACUAUAAGGCUGGUGAAGAUCAAGUUUAUCUGAUACAAUGGGUUUGGAAUCUUUAUGGUGGAGGACCUUCAAAGUUGCUUGAAGCCGCUGAUCCGAGACUAAAUGGAGAUUUUGAUGAGCAGCAAAUGAAAUGUCUGAUAAUAGUCGGGCUUUGGUGUGUUCAUCCAGAUGAAAAAUGUAGAGCUUCAAUUCGACAGGCAAUUCAAGUCCUUAAGUUUGAAGCCCCGUUGCCCAUUCUUCCAGCAAAAAUGCCUGUGCCCACGUAUUCUCCUCCCCCUCAACCUCCUUCAUCAGUGUCUUUGUCCUGGGAAGCUACUGGAAGCCAAAACCAAUCUUCAAGCUGUAGCUACACAACUAAUUCUUCGAUAAGCACUGUAUCUUCUUCAGGCUCCUCUACAUCUGCGUUGCUGAUGCACACUCGUUAAACUUGUACCCCACACCAUCAGUGCCUGUUUAGUUCGAUAUGUUUAUUUACUUGGUCGUUUCUGUUGUACUCAAUAUUGCUAUUAUCUUCUUUUUGAAUUUCCUUUCUAAGAUUUUAUUUGUAUUGUUAAAUGUAAUUUCGUUCUGUUCCAAGCAUGUUUGUUCUGUCUUCAUUAGUAUAGGCUGGUUUGGGGUUAUGGAAGGGAGUUCCAUACUGUUUACUGAUACGAUAACUUCAUAAAAUCUUUAGCAAAAUUUACUAGAAACUUGCUAAUGGAGGAACGUCCGCUAAUAUCGUAAUUAAAUAAGUUCCUUACGAUGGGUUUAAGCCAAAGGACAUUUCCCAGCAAGACAUUCGAUUCAGGCGA